AUGCCCAAUCGUCCUCAGCAAAUGCAAGAUCAAUCAAUGACUCGACAAGAAACACGUGAAGACGAAACGUUGUUGAUGGAAGAAGAACAAGAAUACCAAGAGAACAUCCACAAGAUUAGCAGUAUGGAAGCGAUGAAUGAUGGUAUCGACAACGACAAUGAUGAUAAUGAAGAUCCUUCUUCCAUCUUUGUUCCUCCCAUUCAUCAUGUCUCUGAAGAAUCAAGACAACAGCAUGAAUCUCCAGUAUUGCUAUCGGCAAGAUUUGAUUCCAUGCUGGAAGAUUAUGAGAACAAUGAGGAAUCUUGCAGGGAACAAUCUUCUCGCAGCAUUGCCCUCAUGUACAGCACUCUAAGAUCUCCUGAAGAAGAGCGACGCUCCAGUCCUGUUUCUACCAACUUUUUACGAAGUGAAGCUGAAUUGCCAUCCAAUUUGCCUCCUUCUUUUCCUCCCUUUUUGAGUGACGCUGCGGCUUCCAAUGCAGCCUUAUCCCCCUCCUUAGUUCCGUCACCACUCAACGGUACCGGCAGUGCUAGACGAGACAAGCCAACCUUGUUGAGAAGUUUGGCCUGGAGUCAAGAUUCGCAAGAAGAACGCCGAAUUACGAAACGAAGAAAAGAAGAACCCAUGGUGAUGUUUACUACUGAUACUAGUACUAAUGAUGAUGAUGAUAAUGAUGAUGGUCCUUCUACACCAGAACCACAGCAGCAUCAUCGACGAACGAAUAGCAGUAGUCCAACCAUGGUACACUGGGAAGAUGAAGUUAUGGAAUUGUCGGAUUUUGUGCACAAGGCCAUUCAACACCAACAGGGGACACCGACUCAUGGAUAG
Molecule: messenger RNA, 828 nt
Organism: Cylindrotheca closterium
Lineage: Eukaryota; Bacillariophyta; Bacillariophyceae; Bacillariales; Bacillariaceae
Source: the annotation of a GenBank genome assembly